Molecule: messenger RNA, 813 nt
Organism: Funneliformis geosporum
Lineage: Eukaryota; Fungi; Glomeromycota; Glomeromycetes; Glomerales; Glomeraceae
Source: the annotation of a GenBank genome assembly
AUGCUGUUCUUAGAAGAAACAAAAAUACCAAAAAUAACUAUUACUGGCACUGUCCAUGGCUCUGUUUUGAUUGGUCCUUUGCAAAUUGGUGGUGACGCUGAUUUCAAAACAGAUUCAAAAAAGCAAAUCCAAAAUUUUCUAACUAUCAAACAAUUCACCCCUAAAGAUAAAGAAAUAUUGGAAAAAACAAUUAAUUUCCUUGAUGCCAAGAAAAUCUUUCUUAAUCUUCGUCAAGGAACCAUUGAUUCUUUACAAGCAUGUUGUAACAAAUUUGAACAAGCACAUACAACUGGAAAAUAUGCGAUAAUUGAUGAUGUAAGUGAUAUUAUAACUAGUGUAGGAGAAAUAACUGAUCCGUUAAUAACUACCAGUAUUUCAGUAUCGCCAGUUAAGGCAGUAGGUGGAAUAAUGAAGGGAGUAAACAAUCUUUUUAAAAAUAAAUCUUUAAGUAAUAAUAGUAAAAAGAUCCAAGAAGUAUUAGUAGUUAUUGAUAUUUUUGAUUUAAAAAAGAAUAAAACAAGUUUGUUUAGUGAGCAUGAUGUUUUCAACGUUCUUAAUAUUUGGAAAGGUAAAUCUGUUAUUACUUUAGACGAAAUGAAAGAUUCAAUUGAAAAACUUAAUAGUGAUUUAAAAGAAUUCAAGGCGAAACUAGAAAGUGAAGAGAAUCAAUUUCAACAAAGGAUUUUCACUAAAUUUGAAGAGUCUAAUAAUCAACGCCAUCAAACCCAAAUAGAAGUCCCUCCUAAAAGGAUGGUCAGUGAUGGUUAUGUAAUUAAUUAUCAGAGUAUUAAAAAUAAACUCAAACUCUACUGA